Xylaria bambusicola is the source of this 1575-nucleotide messenger RNA. Its product is annotated as putative cytochrome P450. The transcript has 4 exons. The record is from RefSeq and is a predicted model, not a curated record. Gene Ontology annotation, molecular function: heme binding; oxidoreductase activity, acting on paired donors, with incorporation or reduction of molecular oxygen; iron ion binding. Bases 1 to 1575 code for a protein of 524 amino acids. NCBI's taxonomy places the organism in Eukaryota, Fungi, Ascomycota, Sordariomycetes, Xylariales, Xylariaceae.
AUGAAUACUACUCUGAAUGAAGGUCUACUGAGUCUGCCUCACGGUAGUUCCAAUGCUAUUCUGCUCGGAAUCGCUAUAGCGGCUUUAACUGUCGUGUUGCAGCUAUACGAUUCAAAUGCGAAGAGCAAGUACCCUCUGGUAGGAGCUGAUCUGAAGAACUACUUCUUUCGGGCGAUACGUCCGCGCCAACACUGGUUCAAACAUGGCCCAGAAAUCAUCCAUAGCUCAUUCAAGAAGUUUCCAAAUACCAUCUUCACUUUGCCAUCUCUUGAUCGCACCUCUAUCGUCCUGCCACCACGAUUUCUGCCAGAAAUCAAAGAGCUUCCGGGCACUGUUGGCAGCAACUCCCAUGCCACCUCAGAUUUCUUCAUCGGGAAUUGGACUACGCUAGAUUAUGACAUCUUUGCUCAUGCUACGAUCGAUGCUAUCAAGGCGCAGUAUAUCGCCAGGAUUGGCCAGCAAAUUGGACCUGCCUCGAAUGAGGCUUCAUAUGCGUUUAUUAAGCAUUUCGGCCGAUAUCAAGGCAAGUCUUUCUGCAUUGUCGAGAAUGAAAUGCCUAAGAUCUUAGAGCUCGUUACACAGAUGGUGGCUCGAACUAUUGUUGGACCUGAUAUCUGUCGUGACCCAGAAUGGGUUCCAGCUGUGAUUGGAUAUGCACAGAACGUCUUCAUGGGAGCAGUCACUUUGAAACUAGUACCCAAGAUAGCAUGGCCGCUCGUGUCCCUCUUCACACCCCAUACGUACCGCAUUCAUCGAUGCCGCCGCACAAUCAGACGGCUCGUCCGCCCAGUGAUCGAACAGACACUAGCAUGGCGCCACGAACAUCCGCAGCUAUGGGCGGCCAAGGUCAAGAACGAGGAGAUGACAACCUUGGAAUGGCUCAUUGAGACCUCGAAGCCCGGAGAGACCAACGUGCCGCAGAUGGCACAUCGGCUCACAGGUGUUAGCUUCGGUGCAGCCCACACCACUUCAAACACUAUCACCAAUGCCCUCAUGGAUCUGGCUAAUGACUUUGAGCGAUGGGCUCCUCCAUUACGGGAGGAAAUCGAGAGCAUUGUGGGCCGUGAUUCCUCACGUCUGACGAAUGCGGAUCUAUCCAAGAUGUGGAAACUCGACAGCUUUUUGAAAGAAUCGCAGAGAUUCCACCCACCCUCGAAACUGUCCGUUAACAGGAAGAUGAUGAAAGACCACACUCUAUCCUCAGGGGAAGUGCUACCGAAGGACGCACACAUCUCCUUCGCAGGCGUGCCCAUGUCUCUCUCUGAACCCACCUUUGAGAACCCGGAAGCUUUCGAUGGGUUCAGGUUUGAGCGACUGAGACGCAAUAAGGAGACGGACCACAAUGGCUUGCAGUUCACUUCGUCGUACUCCGGGAGUCUGCACUUCGGACACGGAAGAUACAUGUGUCCGGGAAGGUUUAUGGGCAGUCUGAUCAGCAAGCUGCUUAUCAUUGAAUUCCUGCAGCGCUAUGACCUGAAGUUGAGCGGGCAGCGCCGACCCGAGAAUAUCAUGUUCUUUGAUAUGGAUAUUCCUGAUCCUAAGUAUGAGAUCAUGUUCCGGGAUAGGACGGCAUGA